Molecule: messenger RNA, 2646 nt
Organism: Scatophagus argus
Lineage: Eukaryota; Metazoa; Chordata; Actinopteri; Scatophagidae
Product: bifunctional apoptosis regulator-like
Exons: 9
Coding region: 224-1597 (457 amino acids)
Biological process (GO): proteasome-mediated ubiquitin-dependent protein catabolic process
Cellular component (GO): nucleus
Molecular function (GO): protein binding; ubiquitin protein ligase activity
Source: RefSeq, a predicted model, not a curated record
ACGCUGACGUGCGUGUGGGCCAGUGGGUGUGUGCGUGUGUGCGUGGGACUUUCCACAGCAGCGCGGAACCAUGGCGGCAGCUACUCAUGCAGAGAUAUUUAUCGGAUUAGUUUGGGGUUGAUUUUGCGACAAGCAGACUUGAGAUAUUGAACAAAUCUUAGUUAUGCCGUCCCCCAGCUGGUCACCUGGCAGAGGCCAUUCCUGAGGCACUGAGUAAUUGGAUAUGUUGCACCAGAUGGAGUGGGUUUCUUCAGAUGAUGAUCUGGGAGCAUUUCUGGACGGCACCCCUCACUUAUCUGAAUCUCCUCAGUCGAAGCCCUCCACCACCAACAUCUCGGAACAUGAAUUCUCCUGUCACUGUUGCUACGACAUCCUAGUGAACCCCACCACCCUGACCUGUGGCCAUAACUUUUGUCGCCACUGUCUGGCUCUGUGGUGGGAAUCCUCUCACAAGAAUGAGUGCCCAGAAUGCAGGGAGAAGUGGGAAGGCUUUCCUAAAAUCAACAUACUGCUGAGGGAUGCAACUGACAAGUUGUUCAGUGAGGUCAUUCAGCGGCGGAGGUUAGAGAUCCAGACUAACCCCAAAAUCUCCCGGAGCUUGCUGGCCUUCCAGAGGUAUGGUGACAACUUGGGUAGAUCCAGAACAAACCAACACAAAGGAGCAGGUUUCUUCUUUUCUGGAGUCCUAACUGCACUCACAUGUGUGGCUGUGAUGGUGCUGGUAUAUCACUGGAGCUGUGGUGUAGUUGACCAGCACGACCCGUUGAUCAGUAAACCUGUGUCUCGCUGGACGCCGGAGGAUGUUGUGUCCUGGCUGGAUCACUUGGGUCCCUGGGCCCAGCUGUACAGAGAACCCUUCCAGCAGGAGAACGUCAAUGGGAGGCUACUGUUGAUGCUGGGGGAUGAAGAGUUGUUAAAACCUCCUUACAGUAUAGAAAAUCAGGCUCAUCGUCGGGCUGUUCUGGCUGAACUGGACAGAGUCAAGACCCUGGGGGUCAAACCUCCGCAGAACCUGUGGGAGUACAAGGAUGCUAAUGCGGGCAAGUCUCUGUUCUUGCUCUAUGCACUGAAGCGCUCCCCUCGUCUCACACUGUUCUAUCUGUAUUUAUUCGACUACUCGGAAACCUUCCUGCCCUUCCUGCACACCUGCUGUCCAGCCAUCAGGGACAUCGACCAGCCAGUGGAGAUCAGCUUCCUGAACGCACAGUUGGAGCCCAGUUGGCGACAGUGGGCCGAGUUUCUGGUAAAAUACCUCCUGCUUCCAUACCAGCUGAUAGCAGAGUUUGCUUGGGACUGGCUGUCCGUCCACUACUGGACAUCUCGCUUCAUUAUUGUUAACACCAUGCUGCUGUCUGUGCUGGAAGGCUGUGCCCUGUGGAGACUCUGGACAAGAGCCACCAUCAGGUCUCUACCCCGCAAGAUGUGGAACCACUUGUGGAAGAUGUUAUCUCAGGGGUUUGUCUUUGCCCUCCUGUGGCCUUUCAUCCCUCAGUUUGUGUGCAACUGCUUCUUCUACUGGGCUCUUUACUUCAGUCCUAUUAUUAAUAUAGACCUGGUGGUCCAGCAGCUAAUGCACCCAGAAACACAAGCACUGUAACAUACUGCAUGCAGUCAGGGCCCAAUUAAUGCCAUACGCAUUCGCAGCAAAUAAAAUAGCCAGAAAUCCUGUUCCUGCAGAGGAGAACUGUUUAUCUUUGGCAGUAAACUCUCAGAGGACUGGUGUAUUUGCUGUUGGAAGAGAAGUUUUCUUGCUUCCUUGUUUCUCUCUUGGACAGCUGCCAUGUGGAUCAAAAGAGGCAUCAAGCUAUUGUAUGAGAAGCAAAACUAACAAGACGAGAAGCAAUGAAAGUUCUAUGAUAUAUAUGAUCAGGAGAGAUUACCGCAGUGAUCUCUGUGUGUGUACAGUGUAGUCGUAAACUGCAUUGCCUGACUGGUCCAGAGGGCAGUUGAUAAGUCAAAUGAUAAGUCAUAAGUUCCAACACUGGUGGUGGUGAAGGUGAAUUGGUGAAGUUUUCUGAUAGCUUUGUGGCACUGAGAUGGCUGUGGACUUCUUUAAGCAUAUAUUGACUUGGCUUUCGAGGUAGAACAAACCAGGUUUGAUAUAUUCAGAUGCUAUAAAGUCUCACUUUGACAGAAAUUUGUCCAACCUUAUUAUACACAAAUUUUAAUCUUCUUUGGGUCAUCACUUGGUGCUGCACAGCUGUCUGAAAAUUCAUUCUGCAAGGUUUGUAAACAUGAUUGUUUUAGUUCUGCAGCCUGAUGGGAGUGUCAGAUUUUACAGUUGAUUCAAGGGAGAAAACAACAUCUUGCAAUACAUGUGGCACUUAGAAAUGCCCUUAAUUUUGUUUGAGAUUCUGAAACAUAUCUUUUUCUAAUUAUCAAGAUUUUAAGGAGAAACUGUCCAUUGCAGAUAUUAUUUGCUGGUACUGCUGACAAAUAUUGCUUUGCACAUUUUUUUUAUUGUUCAAAAUUGUUGUUGUUGUUGUGUUAACAGAAUACAUUACCAUGUGAUGGGAGGUUGAAGCUAAUCAAAGAACUUUUAUUUUUUACAUAGUUCAUUUGCACUUAAAAGUUCUACACUGUGAUUUUGUUUUUCAGUGUUCUCUGAUGACAAAGGAAAAAAAUAAAGAUUUUUACAUGAUGUUA